AUGAUAAAUGGCACUCCGGGUAUCGACAUCCGUUACCCGACGUUCCGACCAGAUGAGCAUAUUGACAUGUAUACUCAUUUUGCCACUGUGGUGCUGCCAGGUAUGGUUCGGCAGAACUGUGCUACAGAGUACAACGAUCAAACAUAUAUGCUUCACCUGGCACUGGAGUUUCCUCCGUUGAUGGCAAUCAUGAUUGGAAUUGCCGCUGUAUAUCGAGAAGACGAAACGUUGGCCUUAGAAAGUUACCUCUUCUCGCUGCAUGGCCUACGAAGUCGCAUGGCCCAUGCCGUCGAUGCUGCUAAUGAAGAUGCCAUCUUGGCUUCGACAAUCCUUCUUUGUGUUAUGGAGUGA
Molecule: messenger RNA, 351 nt
Organism: Aspergillus oryzae RIB40
Lineage: Eukaryota; Fungi; Ascomycota; Eurotiomycetes; Eurotiales; Aspergillaceae
Exons: 2
Coding region: 1-351 (116 amino acids)
Source: RefSeq, a predicted model, not a curated record